GUUUUUCGGCAUAAAGAAAAUCAAGUGUAUAUUAAGCAUAGAAUUGUUGGUUAGUACUGCAUAGAAACUGAACAUACUAUUUCCUGGAAAAAUUAAGGGUAAAACAUGAGUCUCACGUCCGCUGCGGGGAUAAUUUCCCUACUUGACGAACCGAUGCCAGACCUGAAGGUGUUUGCCUUAAAGAAGCUCGACAACAUUGUGGACGAGUUCUGGCCAGAAAUCUCCGAGUCUAUUGAAAAGAUAGAGAUGCUGCAUGAGGAUCGCAGUUUUCCGGAGAAUAAGUUAGCUGGCAUGGUCGCGUCAAAAGUAUUUUACCACUUGGGCUCCUUUGAGGAUGCCCUUACAUAUGCGCUGGGCGCUGGCGAUCUAUUUGAUGUAAAUGCGCGCAACGAGUACACGGAAACAAUCAUUGCCAAAUGCAUUGAUUUCUAUAUUGCGCAACGUGUGGACUUCAUUGAGAACCCCAAGGAGGCAAAACCCGUAGACGAGCGUCUCGAGGGUAUUGUAAAUCGCAUGAUUCAGCGCUGCCUUGACGACAACCAGUUUCGACAAGCAUUGGGCAUAGCACUCGAGACACGACGCAUGGACAUUUUUGAAGUGGCCAUCAUGAAGUCGGACGAUGUGCGCGGAAUGCUGGCGUAUGCCUAUAAUGUGACUAUGUCUCUCAUACAGAACCGUGGCUUCCGCAAUGAGGUGCUACGUUGCUUGGUUGGUUUGUAUCGCGACUUGGGCGUUCCUGAUUAUGUAAAUAUGUGUCAGUGCUUGAUUUUCCUGGAGGAUCCUUUGGCCGUCGCCGAAAUGCUGGAUAAACUUACGCGUUCUUCGGUGGAGACAAACAAUCUAAUGGCCUAUCAAAUUGCCUUUGAUCUGUAUGAGUCGGCAACACAAGAAUUUCUCGGAAAUGUUUUGCAAGCUCUGAAGGAUACGGCUCCCAUUCCAACAGCCUUGCCUAGUACAUUUAAGCCUCAAGGCACCAACGAAACUGCGGCCAAGAGUGAUGACGAAAAGGCAAAAGAAGAUAGCAAAGAGGACAAAGAAGGCGAUGCCAAAAUUGAACGCACCAUUGAGUCCUUAAACGAUAUGGAGAAGCUGCAUCAAAAAAAUAUUGAGAAACUCAUUUCAAUAUUGUCCGGUGAGGUCUCCAUUGAUUUGCAGCUGCAAUUCCUUAUACGCAGCAAUCACGCUGAUCUGCAGAUUUUACGCGGCACAAAGGAAGCCGUCCGUGUGUCCAUUUGCCAUACAGCAACGGUCAUUGCGAAUGCCUUCAUGCACAGUGGGACAACAUCUGAUCAAUUCCUGCGCGAUAAUCUAGACUGGUUGGCUCGUGCAACAAAUUGGGCCAAGUUAACGGCCACCGCCUCGCUGGGAGUUAUCCAUCGGGGUCAUGAAAAGGAUUCGCUGGCACUGAUGCAGAGCUACUUGCCCAAGGAGACGGGGCCCAGCUCCGGCUACUCUGAGGGUGGUGCGUUGUAUGCUUUGGGUCUGAUACACGCAAAUCAUGGCGCUAAUAUUAUUGACUACCUGUUGCAACAGCUGAAGGAAGCACAAAACGAGAAUAUACGUCAUGGCGGCUGCCUGGGAUUGGGCUUGGCCGCGAUGGGUACACAUCGCCAGGAUCUGUACGAACAACUUAAAUUCAACUUAUAUCAAGAUGAUGCAGUCACCGGUGAAGCUGCUGGCAUUGCCAUGGGCAUGGUCAUGCUAGGCUCAAAAAAUGCGCAAGCAAUUGAGGAUAUGGUGUCAUAUGCUCAGGAUACGCAGCAUGAGAAGAUUCUGCGUGGCCUUGCUGUGGGUAUAUCGUUGACCAUGUUCUCCCGCUUAGAGGAGGCAGAUCCUCUGGUUACCAGCUUGUCUACCGAUAAAGAUCCCGUUUUACGUCGUUCUGGCAUGUACACCCUGGCUAUGGCCUACAAUGGCACCGGCAGCAACAAGGCUAUUCGUAGGUUGUUGCAUGUGGCCGUAUCAGAUGUCAAUGAUGAUGUGCGCCGUGCCGCAGUGACAGCUAUUGGUUUCAUUCUUUUCCGCACACCAGAGCAAUGCCCCUCAGUGGUCAGCCUGCUGGCCGAAUCCUAUAAUCCUCAUGUGCGGUACGGUGCUGCUAUGGCUUUGGGUAUUGCAUGCGCCGGCACAGGACUGCGUGAAGCCAUCGCCCUACUGGAGCCCAUGGUCAAGUUCGACCCUGUCAAUUUUGUGCGGCAAGGUGCACUAAUUGCAUCCGCUAUGAUCUUGAUUCAGCACACGGAUUUGACAUGUCCAAAAACCACAUUCUUCCGUCAGCUGUACGCAGAGGUUAUUAGCAACAAGCACGAGGAUGUUAUGGCCAAAUAUGGUGCCAUCUUGGCACAAGGUAUUAUUGAUGCCGGUGGUCGUAAUGCCACGCUGUCGUUACAGUCGCGGACAGGGCAUACCAAUCUUCAAGCGGUUGUGGGAAUGUUGGCUUUCACACAAUACUGGUAUUGGUUCCCAUUGGCACACACUCUUUCGCUGGCCUUUACGCCAACAUGUGUAAUUGGUCUGAAUUCGGAUUUAAAGAUGCCUAAAAUGGAGUUCAAGUCGGCUGCAAAGCCAUCGCUCUACGCAUACCCCGCUCCACUAGAGGAGAAAAAGAGUGAGGAGCGUGAGAAAGUUGCAACUGCUGUGCUCUCGAUUGCAGCACGUCAGAAACGUCGCGAAAAUGCCGAUAAGAAGGAGGACGACAAAAUGGAUGUCGACGAGGACAGCAAGGAAGGUGCUGCAGGCAGCAAGAAGGACGAUGACAAAUCUGAAGCAACAAUAAAAACAGAUGAGAAGGUCACUGAAGAGAAACCCAAAAAGGAGGAAAAAGAAAAGAAGAGAGAGGAUGAAAAGGAAAAGGAGUCGGUAGCCAGUAGUAGCACAAGCGCUCUAUCAUCGGACAAGGAUAAAAAAGAAGAGAAAGAUAAGAAAGAUAAAAAAGAGCCCGAACCUACUUCUGAAAUCCUCCAGAAUCCAGCACGUGUGCUACGCCAGCAGCUGAAAGCUCUUAGCGUUAUCGGUGGUCAGUCGUACGAGCCACUUAAGGAUGUUACAAUUGGUGGCAUUAUUGUGUUCCAACAUACUGGAAAAUCAGACGAAAUGCAGGAGCUGGUAGAACCGGUUGCUGCGUUUGGUCCCAUGGCUGACGAAGAAAAGGAGCCCGAGCCACCAGAGGCAUUUGAAUACUCUGAGGAAUAAAUGAGCAUGUUGUUCGUCAUUAUCUAAAUAAUCUUGUUCUGAUGUCAUUCAUACUUUUCACGAAAUGUACUAAAACAAAAUAAACUUAAACAAUUACUUCAAA
Scaptodrosophila lebanonensis is the source of this 3295-nucleotide messenger RNA. RefSeq names its product 26S proteasome non-ATPase regulatory subunit 1 (gene Rpn2). NCBI's taxonomy places the organism in Eukaryota, Metazoa, Arthropoda, Insecta, Diptera, Drosophilidae. The transcript has 4 exons. Gene Ontology annotation, cellular component: nucleus; proteasome complex; proteasome storage granule. Gene Ontology annotation, molecular function: enzyme regulator activity. Bases 106 to 3192 code for a protein of 1028 amino acids. The record is from RefSeq and is a predicted model, not a curated record. Gene Ontology annotation, biological process: regulation of protein catabolic process; proteasome-mediated ubiquitin-dependent protein catabolic process.